Tripterygium wilfordii is the source of this 4501-nucleotide messenger RNA. RefSeq names its product probable LRR receptor-like serine/threonine-protein kinase At3g47570. Gene Ontology annotation, molecular function: protein kinase activity; protein binding; ATP binding. Gene Ontology annotation, cellular component: plasma membrane. Gene Ontology annotation, biological process: hormone-mediated signaling pathway; protein phosphorylation. Lineage: Eukaryota; Viridiplantae; Streptophyta; Magnoliopsida; Celastrales; Celastraceae. The transcript is spliced from 3 exons. The coding region runs from base 1 to 3144 and encodes 1047 amino acids. The record is from RefSeq and is a predicted model, not a curated record.
AUGGAUACUGGUUGCUUCAUUCUCUCUUUCACAAUUGCAAUGUUGUUCUAUGUAUUGGCUGGAUCAGCUAUUGAAGUUAAAAACAUCACCACAGAUCAAUCUGCCCUUCUAGCCUUGAAAGAUCACAUUGUUGUCGACUCUCAAAAACUCUUGCAAACAAAUUGGUCUACUGCUACCUCCGUUUGCACCUGGAUAGGUGUCACUUGCGAAGCUCGCCACCAUAGAGUCACUGCCUUGAAUCUCUUCAGCAUGGGUCUUACAGGAACCAUCCCCCCUCAUAUUGGGAACUUAUCCUUCCUAUCUUGGCUCUCCUUUGGAAAUAACAGUUUUCACGGCUCUUUGCCAAUUGAGUUAGCCAGAUUACGUCGGCUUCGACAUAUUAGCUUGGCAUACAAUAACUUCAGUGGUGAAAUACCAUCGUGGCUUGGAGAUCUUUCUAACCUUCGAAGUAUGAACUUGUACUGCAAUAAUUUCAUUGACGGCAUCCCUACUUCUUUGUUCAACUUGUCAAAACUAGAGAUGUUGUACUUAGGCAACAAUAGUCUACGAGGAUCCAUACCUGAAGCCAUUAGUAACCUCCACAACUUAAAGCAGCUAUAUUUGGAUCAUAAUGAGCUGUCAGGCUAUAUUCCCUCCACCAUCUUCAAUAUGUCUUCCUUGCAAUUUAUGAUUAUCAACAACAACUGGCUUUCGGGGUCAAUGCCUCCCACUAUCAAUAUCAAUACUUCUUCAUUGCGACAUCUUAUUGUCAAUACUAAUAACAUGUCUGGUCAUCUUCCCUUGGAUAUGUUCUACGAUCUACCCCAAUUAGAAUAUCUCUACUUGCAUGAGAACAUGUACUCUGGAAGGAUUCCGCCAAGUUUAUUUCUGUGCAAACAACUAGUGUAUCUAUCAUUGGGAGCGAACAAUUUCCAAGGAAGCAUCCCUGAAGAAAUCAGGAAUUUGACGAGGCUUCAAGGGUUGUAUCUUGGCCCUAACAACUUCAAUGGCAAAAUUCCAGGACAGAUAGGUGACUUGAAGAGUUUGGAGUAUUUACGCAUACAACAAUGUCACCUAACAGGGCCAAUUCCUCUGGUUAUUAAGAAUUUGACCCUACUGAAGGGGAUUGAUUUUACUUCUAACUAUUUGUCAGGCACCAUACCUGAGAUCGAUAACCUCAACCAGUUACAAUAUUUAUCAUUAGGAUUUAACAGAAUCAGUGGCUUCAUUCCAUCAACAAUUUUUAACAUCUCAACCAUGCAAGACAUUUAUCUAUCAGAUAACGACCUCUUUGGGAGGCUUCCAGCAAGCACAGGCCUCUGGCUUCCAAGUCUUGAAUACCUUGAGAUCGCAAACAACAAACUCACUGGACCAAUCCCCAGUUCUAUCUCCAACGCUUCUCAGCUAAUUAUGUUGGUUUUAUAUACCAAUGCCUUCUCUGGUUUUAUUCCCGAUUCACUUGGUAAUUUAGGAAAUUUGAAGUGGCUCGAUUUUUCAGACAAUCAUUUAACAACUGAGCCUUCAUCUGUCGGAAUGAGCUUCCUAUCAUCUUUGUCAAACUGCAAACAUCUGACCCACUUGGCAAUCUGUCCUAAUCCAUUGGAUGGAACUCUUCCAAUUUCUAUAGGAAAUCUAUCUGCUUCUAUGCAAUAUUUCUAUGCAAGUGGAUGCAACAUUAAAGGUAACAUUCCUGUAGAAAUUGGCAAUCUAACCAACUUGAUAUGGUUGGAUCUUGGAUACAAUGAUUUCACAGGAACCAUUCCAACCUCUAUUAGAACGUUAGUGGAGAUCCAGCGCUUGGUUCUUUACAAGAAUAAACUACAAGGAGCCAUCCCUAUAGAGUUAUGUGAUUUGAAGAAAGUGUCUGACUUAUUUUUGGGGUUUAAUAAGCUUUCUGGACCAAUCCCCCAAUGCAUAGGUAAUCUUGAAUCUCUAAGGAAGCUUGAACUAAGCUUCAAUAACCUAACAGGGACGAUACCCUCAACCCUGUGGAUGUUACGAGAUAUCUUGCUUCUAAACUUGUCUGGGAAUUCUCUCAAUGGCUCCCUAUCACCAGACAUUCAAAACUUGAAGGUUGUGGUACAAGUAGAUAUGUCCAACAACUACUUGUCAGGAGACAUGCCAAAUAGUUAUACUCAUCUCACUGAUUUACAAUAUCUUUGUUUAUCAAAUAAUAGAUUGCAGGGUCAUAUUCCCCAAUCAUUUGGUAACUUGAUUAGCUUAGAAUUCUUGGAUCUGUCCAAUAACAGUAUCUCUGGAGAAAUUCCCAAGUCCUUGGAGGGACUCUUGUAUCUCAAGUAUUUGAACUUGUCUUUCAAUAGACUCGAGGGAGCAAUUCCUAAUGGAGGGCCAUUUACCAACUUUUCUAUUCAAUCAUUUGUUGGGAACACAGCAUUGUGUGGUGCGCCAUGGCUACGACUCCCACCUUGCAAACCUAGUUCCACUAAAACAUCAAGGAAAGUUGUUGUAGUAUAUAUCCUGACAAGUACUGCAUUGAUGCUCCUUGUUCUAGUCAUCCUACUUUUGUUCUUCAGAUAUCAAAAGAACAAAAGGAAACUUCCAGUUGUUGAUGAAGGUGCAUUAUCUCUAACGACAUGGAGAAGAACUUCCUAUCAUGAACUUGUGCGGGCAACAGAUGGUUUCGAUGAAAGGAACCUAAUAGGCAGAGGAAGUUAUGGUACAGUUUACAAGGGAAUACUAGCUAAUGGGAUCAAUGUAGCGGUAAAGGUAUAUAACUUGCAACUUGAAGGAGGAUAUCGAAGUUUUGAAUCUGAAUGCGAGGUAAUCGGCAAUAUACGCCAUCGAAACCUGGUGAAAGUCAUCAGUUGCUGUUCAAAUCCUCUUCAUGAUUUCAAGGCCAUCUUACUAGACUACAUGCCCAAUGGAAGCUUGGAGAAAUGGCUGCAUUCUGACACUCAUCAUUUGGACAUUUUGAAGAGAUUGGAAAUUAUGAUAGAUGUUGCUUCAGCAUUGGAGUAUCUUCAUUAUGGUUAUUCAACCACAAUUUUACACUGUGAUAUAAAGCCAAGCAAUGUGUUGUUGGAUGAAAAUAUGGUUGGGCAUUUGGCUGACUUUGGCAUCGCCAAGCUCUUAGGGGAAGGACAAUCUAUGACGCCGACCCAAACCCUGGCGACAAUUGGGUAUAUGGCCCCAGGUUGUUUCUAAUUCAUCAUGUUAGAUACUAGAUUUUAAACUUCUCUUUCUAAUUUCUUUUUGCUGUAUGAAUUUGAUAGAGUACGGGAGUGAAGGAAAUAUAUCCAGAAAAGGUGAUGUUUAUAGCUACGGAAUCCUGUUGAUGGAAACAAUUACAAGCAAGAAGCCAACAGAUGAAAUAUUUUCAGGGGAUAUGAGCUUGAAGAAGCUGGUUGGUGACUCACUAUUAAAUGGCUCAGUCACUGAAGUUGUCAACUCCGAUUUGUUACUUCAAAACGAUCUGCAUUUUGCUGCGAAGAAGCAAUGCGUGUCAUCAAUCCUGAGUUUGGCUAUUGAUUGCACCACUGAUUCACCUGAUGAGAGGAUCAAUACGGAAGAGGUAGGAAGGAGACUUGGGAGAAUAAAAUCUGCGCUUCUUGCUAGUAUUGGAAGACGAGCAAGGUAUCUAGCAGGGUAGGAGUCGAUCAAGUUCCCGCUUUGAAAUGGAAAAGCAAAAAAGCUGUCUUUUGCUCUGCUAUGGUUGUUAAUAUUUAUGCAAGACUGUAUCCAUUACUUUGCAAGAAUAAAAUUAUAUUUUAAGUUACAGUGGCACCUCUUACCUUGACUAAAGAUUCAGGGUCGGACACAGCAUUAGAUAAACAAAACUCAAUCAUGUUUGUUUAAACUAGGAAAAAUAAAUUUAAAGAAGACAAACAUAAGGAUAAAAUAAUGGAGAUGACUCCAUAUGUUUGUUCUGACCUUAACUGAAAGAAAACCCACAAAAAUGAAUGCCUUGAAUGGCGAUAGUAGGGCAAAAAAAAAAAAAAGAACAAGAAGUAAUGCAGUUCUCAUCAGAAUAUUUUCUCUGAAAUAUGGAUCACUUAAAAAAGUAUCGACACAGUAUCCAAGUACAGUUACCUAGGAGCAAACGAACUUAGCGCUUCUUCAAUACGCUCGCUAUUUUCUUUCUCUGCAACCGAAGAACCAUCAAUCAAUAAUCCAAUCAACCAAUUUUCCUUAUUCAAGAAGAAUUAAUAGUGACUAGCAUCUCGCUGCGCGGAUGGCGCAACUCAAUGCACUUUCCUUCAAGGUGAUAGAUAAACCAUAGACAAAACAUCAAAGUGCAUACAUAAUAAAGGGAAGAAAACAAUAAUCAUCAAGCUUUGCAAAUGACCUAUUGUCGUAGGAAACCAUUUUUAUUUUGAUAUACAAAGACUUGAAAAUGUAUCAGGCUAUAUGCAGUUAAAAACUUAGAAUAAAGGAAUAUAUUAGUCAUAUAUUUAAGAUCUAUUUAUAUAAGUAUAUAUUAUAUGUUGUGAUCAUACUAAGAAACCAAACAGAAGAUGAAAGGCAGACAACAGAGACGCAGCAUAACAACGAAAAACACAAA